AUGGAAGACAAUGUUAACGCAGAUAUAGAGGUGGAAGUGUCGCCGCCGUGGAAAGCUCUUAAGUCGUCGGCUUUUAUGAGCAUCAAAAGUGGCGGACUGCGUACAGCCCGACCCGACCUUAAUCGAUACUCGAGUGUAGCUGCACCGUACGGCCCGACCGACCCAAUUGCUGGCACAUAUUUUCAGGUAGUCAUCAGCAAAGCCAAAGCUCCGAUUGUGUGUGGUGACGCUGGACCGGUGAAAGGCAAGGCCAUAUAUGCUAAUCAAAAUCUUCCUAAAGCUACUCCAAUCUGGACGGAGUCACCGCUUGUAGCCAUGCAACACGAAGUGAAUCGAAGUCAAUUGCCAUGCUGUCAAUUUUGCUACUUGCCUCUACUUGGAGACGCUCAGCGUCAGUGGCAUGACAUUGUUACAAACUACAACAUGCACGUAGCUAGUUCCAUUACACAAACAAAUGCUAAAAUGACCAAGAAUAUGAAACAUAGCACUGGCAAGACAACAACAUCGACGAUUGGGACUGGAAAUAUAUCAUGUCAGGAUUCGAUUCAACAACCAGUAGAUGUGGACGCAUUGGAGAAGGCACUUAAACUUUUACGUAUCACGCCACAAAGCUGCGGGAUGGCGGGACCGGAAGCUGAGUGUGUAUGUGGAGAACUCUACUGCUCGAAACUUUGUCAAAUGCGAGCGCUUCACGAAUACCAUGCUAUUCUCUGUCCACGUAACGACUCUUGCUCAGCCAUGGGUGAAUUUUUGAACCACACACGCCACACGAACGACAUUUUUUUACUGGCAGCCAAAGUGAUUGCCCGUGUGUUGUCGAGAUAUUUGAUAUGGCGAGAUAUUGUCAAAGCACGCGAACCUAUUGAUAUGUUUUAUAAGAAACCAUGGUGGGAAGUUGUGAUUAUUGAGCAUAAUGACGUCGAGUCGCUACCUCAACAAUUUCGAGUUAGUAAGGAAACAGAGGAAAUGACUGAAACUUGUAGUGACCAAGCAGGGAAUGAUAGCGAAGAAAACAGCUGUAGCGAUGAGAGAUCACCAAAUGAUGUCAAAGAUAUCGAAGAAGAGCAAAAGGUUGCCGACAUUUCGGAACCUUUUACAGAAAGGUCAAGUAUGCAACAGGAAUUGACGCAUCAAACGCAAGAGCAACGUGAAAAUGAUGAAACGUGGACCAGUGUGUCGACCAAAGCUCAGUGUUUGCAAGAAGUCUUAACAAUCACGCAUCAAUUGCUUUUGGAUGCGCUAGAGUGCAAUCUUGUUCGACUCGAGCGGGAAAGACAGCUACGUGGUGUGACGGUCGAAGAAAUCUGGCGCUGCUGUUCAAGUGUGUUAAGUUUUGAGUUUUUUACCGCUCAAAUCGGUCUAUUUGAAAUGAAUAACAUCAGUAUGGAGGUGGAUCAUCCUUUUCAUGCCUUCAUUGACAUCCUAGACCCUGAUGUACAAAAUGACUUAGCAGCAAGUGAUUCGGAUCAUAGCGAGGGAGCGACAAGCAGCAUCAUGUCGCCAAGGUUCCAGCCACAUCUUACUGCUGAAGACCAUGUUUUACUCAGUAGUGUGCGACGGGUGCUUGAGUGGGAGAAAGAACGAUUGCAGAUGCUUCGAGUGCAACAACAGUUGGAAGCGAAGGGCAACGACUUAGAUAGUCGCGACGUGGCUUCUGUCAUAUCGCUUGGAUUCCCAAGUGUUGAAGGCACUGCACUGUUUCCAAUUAUUUGUACAAUGAAUCACAGUUGUGACCCCAACUGCACAGUCAUGUACACUAAAAAUGGCGACGGUCACGUGGUCGCCAUCCGGGAUAUUCAGAAGGGCGAGGAAUUGUGCAUCUGCUAUAUUGACGUGGACAUGGAUGUGCAAACGCGUGAAGCUAACUUGCGCGAGUAUAAGUUUAAAUGUUUUUGCUCUCGUUGUGUCCAGGAACGGCAGCAAGUAGAGCAGCAAUUUGCUUACCACGAUCAACAACUCGUGGAGAACGAUAGACCUCGACAUUUGUCUCCGAAGAACUUGAGGACAAAAAGCGGCACCCACGUACGGUGA
Messenger RNA from Plasmopara halstedii, 2031 nucleotides. Its product is annotated as Predicted histone tail methylase containing SET domain. Gene Ontology annotation, molecular function: protein binding; methyltransferase activity. The record is from RefSeq and is a predicted model, not a curated record. The coding region runs from base 1 to 2031 and encodes 676 amino acids. NCBI's taxonomy places the organism in Eukaryota, Oomycota, Peronosporomycetes, Peronosporales, Peronosporaceae. The transcript has 2 exons.